Messenger RNA from Aureobasidium namibiae CBS 147.97, 2865 nucleotides. RefSeq lists its product as uncharacterized. Gene Ontology annotation, cellular component: mRNA cleavage and polyadenylation specificity factor complex. Lineage: Eukaryota; Fungi; Ascomycota; Dothideomycetes; Dothideales; Saccotheciaceae. The transcript has a single exon. The record is from RefSeq and is a predicted model, not a curated record. Gene Ontology annotation, molecular function: RNA binding. Gene Ontology annotation, biological process: mRNA 3'-end processing by stem-loop binding and cleavage. Bases 1 to 2865 code for a protein of 954 amino acids.
AUGUUCACUUUCACGCCGCUGCUGGGCGCCCAGUCCGAGUCGGCUGCCUCGCAGUCGCUGCUCGAGCUGGAUGGAGGUGUCAAGAUCCUCGUCGACGUGGGCUGGGAUGAGUCUCUAGACGCCGACAAGCUCGUCCACAUUGAGCAGAACGUAUCCGCCAUAUCGCUCAUCCUGCUCACCCACCCCACUCUGAACCAUCUCGGCGCAUUCGCUCAUUGCUGCAAACACAUUCCGCUCUUCUCCUCCAUCCCCGUCUACGCUACCACUCCUGUCGUAUCCCUCGGUCGCACUCUCAUCCAGGACCUGUAUGCCUCGGCUCCUCACCAAGCUUCAAUUGUCCCUGCAUCAGCUCUGGCCGACUCACUGUCCAACACUCAGCUCCCCGCCAACUUCUUGCUCCAACCUCCCACGGCCGAUGAAAUCGCUUCAUACUUCUCCAAGAUCAACCCUCUCAAAUACUCGCAACCUCAUCAGCCCAUUCCCUCGCCCUUCUCCCCUCCUCUCAAUGGCCUUACCAUCACCGCCUACAACGCUGGUCAUACUCUUGGUGGUACCAUCUGGCAUCUACAACAUGGCCUCGAGUCUAUCGUAUACGCCGUUGACUGGAAUCAAGCAAAAGAGAACGUCUUGUCUGGUGCUGCUUGGCUGGGAGGUGCAGGUGGAGGUGCUGAAGUCAUUGAACAAUUACGAAGACCCACCGCCUUGGUCUGCAGCACAAAAGGCGCUGACCGAUCACAUCUCUCCGGAGGUCGCAAGAAGCGCGACGAUGCUCUGCUCGCCUUGAUCAACCAGACUAUCUCUAACGGAGGAACUGUUUUGAUCCCCACAGACUCAAGUGCCCGCAUGCUCGAACUGGCCUACAUCCUGGAACGUCACUGGCGUCAAGGAACCAAUGGUCCCAACCAAGAACUCUACAAGAACACAAAGCUAGCAUUUGCCGCAAAAUCCGCAUCUGCCACUCUUCGAUACGCCCGCAGUAUGAUUGAAUGGAUGGACGACGCUAUUGCGCGUGAGAUGGAGGCUGCUGUUCAAGGGAAAUCUGAGAACAAUCAAAAGAGCCAGACUGGCCGCGAUGAAGAUACCCCCUUCGACUUGAAGUAUCUCAAGCUUGUUGAGAAGAAGACUCAACUACACCGCAUUCUGGACUCUGGAAAGCCUGCUGUUAUUCUAGCAAGUGAUAAGUCUCUUGAAUGGGGUUUCUCUAACGAUGCCAUCCGCAAGAUUUGCAAGGACCCCAGGAAUCUCGUUGUUCUGACAGAAAGAGCCGCCAAUCCUUCUCCGGAUACCAAAGGCAUUGGUCGCUUCUUAUGGGAAUACUGGCGUCAACAGGUCGAGUCACGCGAUGAAGAUGCAAAUGUUGUCGAGGUUGGUGGUGCAGAAACACAAGUUCGUCAACUGGAUGUGGCACGCCUCGAAGGUGACGAGAACCUGCUCUAUCAGCAAUACCUGGCUCGAAGACGCCAGAUGCACAGCACGCUGCAAGGCGACAACACACUCACAAAAGAGAAUGCUGCGGAACUGGCCGACGACGCCUCCUCAAGCAGCUCCGAAUCUUCCGACGAGUCUGAGAACGAGCACCAAGGAAGAGCUCUCAACAUCUCUGCAACAAUGACGCAUAGACGCAAGGUCGGAUUGACAGACGCGGAGCUUGGCAUUAACGUUCUCCUACGACGCAAGAAUGUUUUCGAUUAUGAUGUGCGCAACAAGAGAGGACGUGAAAAGGUGUUCCCAUAUGUUGCCAAGCGCGGCCGUGCAGACGACUUUGGUGAAGUAAUCAGACCGGAGGAGUAUCUUCGUGCGGAAGAGAAGGACGAUACAGAAGGCCAGGAUGCAGCAGAAGCAAAAACAGAAACUGCUGUUGGCCAAAAACGUAAAUGGGAUGAAGUUGCACCGCGUGCUAUUCAAAACGGACGAACUGGCAAAUUCCCCGACAAGAGAAACAAGACCGAUGAACAAAGUUCUGCAAAUGCUAGAUCGACGGACCAGGAUCAUGACAUGAAUGGAGACGCUGCCAGCGAGUCAGAAGAGUCUGAUUACGAGCCUGAAGAAGCACUCCCCGAAGGACCACUCAAAGCCGUCUUCACCAAGGAAUCUCUUCAACUCAACGUGAGAAUAGCCUACAUCGAUUUCUCCGGUCUACACGAAAAGCGUGAUUUGCAAAUGCUCAUCCCACUCAUUCGACCAAGAAAGCUCAUCUUGGUAGCUGGAGAAGAAGCCGAGACAUUGGCACUUGCCGAAGAUUGCAAAGCUUUGCUAGCAUCUGGUGAAGGUAAUGCCGUUGAUAUUCUUACCCCCAUCAUUGGCGAGACUGUCGAUGCUAGUGUCGACACGAAUGCAUGGUCACUCAAACUCAGUCGAAACUUGGUCAAGAAGCUUGCCUGGCAAAAUGUCAAGGGACUCGGCAUUGUGGCUGUCACAGGUCGCCUUGAGGCUGUGCAAAAGAUGCUCGCAGCCGCCAACAGCAAUGGUGAUGACGCCAGCAAGAGGAAAAAGCAGAAGAUGGUUGAGGAUAGCAAUGAUGCUCCUGAUACAGUCGACGAAGCUCAAAUCGAGACCGAACCUGUACUCGACGUGUUGUCCACCAACUCAUCCGCCAACAACCAAAUCACAACCCAACCACUACAUGUUGGUGACCUUCGUCUCGCCGACUUGCGAAAGCUCAUGCAAGCAUCUGGUCACGCGGCAGAAUUCAGGGGUGAAGGUACAUUGCUGGUGGACGGUGCAGUUGUUGUCCGCAAGACUGCUAAUGGCAGGAUUGAGAUUGAGGGUGGCAAUUACAUGGCAUCUGCUGGGAGACGUGAAGGCGCGUUCUUUGCAGUCAGAAGGAAGGUCUACGAGGGGUUGGCCGUGAUUGCUGGUGGUUGA